Anarrhichthys ocellatus (wolf-eel) is the source of this 5969-nucleotide messenger RNA. RefSeq names its product NT-3 growth factor receptor-like. Gene Ontology annotation, cellular component: cell-cell junction; plasma membrane. Gene Ontology annotation, molecular function: ATP binding; cell adhesion molecule binding; transmembrane receptor protein tyrosine kinase activity. The record is from RefSeq and is a predicted model, not a curated record. The transcript is spliced from 8 exons. NCBI's taxonomy places the organism in Eukaryota, Metazoa, Chordata, Actinopteri, Perciformes, Anarhichadidae. The coding region runs from base 2382 to 3359 and encodes 325 amino acids. Gene Ontology annotation, biological process: cell surface receptor protein tyrosine kinase signaling pathway; protein phosphorylation; cell-cell adhesion.
GGCUGGAGUAACAUGUUGGGCUUUUUUCUGUAUGCUUGAAGGCUUUGUUUGGAUAAACUUGAUUCUUCAUAAAGGCAGAAUGCCAUUUCGCACAGAAUGCUAAUAUUACACCACAAAAAGGUGUCAUACUUUCGGAAUAAGGUUUUUUGAGCUGUCGCACCCCGAAUGAAGGCAAUCACGUUUUGUGGAACGGACCUACACUCAUGAGGUGUACAAAUCAACAACAUGGAUGCUCUAUGGUCUGAACCAAGAUGACAAACCGGACCAAAUUCCCUCCUUCCUUUCUUACCUUGUACAUUAAAAGCCCUCGUCAUUUACACUGCGUAACUGUUUACCAUUGAAAGGCAACUCAAUAGAAUAGCUUGCUGUAGUGUAGACUAUCCAACAGUCUUUUUCAGACGGACUGCCAGAUCCUGAUCCUGGCAGUUGGUCCUCUGUCUGCAUUGAUCUAUUCAAAUGUUUAAGUGUUGCAGCUGUCGCAAAUUCGCAUAGCUUUUGGUAUGAAUAUUUUUAAUGUGAAAUACUAGUGAGUAUUUUCGUUUCUUUGUCACGUCGCCCGGUUUGUAAAGGCCUUUAGGUGUCUGGAUGGGUCAACAAAGCGUCUAAUGUGACACUGACAAUGGCGAUUGUGGUUUGAAUCCCAACUUUGUUGUCAUUGUUAAAUGAAGCCCAUCUUUGCCUGACCUUAAAGAGUUAUUCCUCCAUGUUUAUUAAUCCUGGUUACCCAUCCAACGAGUGUUGACAACAUGCUUAUUCCCACACCCUGUGUAGCUGUGAAGUAAGAUAGCACUAUAAUACCUGACUGCAUCACAGCUGGGUGUGCUGGGUCACAGGUUCAAGAUACUUCCACCCUUCAACCCAUAGAGACCGGUGCAGCAAUGUUUGUCCUCCUUCUAAAAUCUAUUGUGAAGUCACUCUUGGCAUAUGCAUAGUGGAAGACACAGGGCCCGUAUCUGUCAAGCCCUCUCACAACCACCCCUAGGAAUAUAAGUAAAAGUGAACAUAGGACUAAAAAACCCACCUACCUCGGAGAGUUACCGAGGCACCUUCCUGCACUGACUAUCAGCGAGGUGAUAGAUUAAUCCUAGAGACGGUGAGGUGUCGUUGUUCUGUCACACUCUCAGCCGCACUGUAGAAGAUAUGAUAAUGUGGUGAAGUUUUCUGACAAGCAGUGGAGUAUUGGAAAAGGGUAGAAAUGCAGAAAAUAGCACUUUAUGUGUCGAUGUCAUGUGUGCUGUUUAAUAUUUCAUAUCCAAAAGUUACAAUAUGAAAAUGUACCAAUAAGCCAUUGACUUAGUACUUCAAGUAGACAUCAAAUGAUCCCUAUCAGCACAUAUGUGUACAGUCCCUGUAGUAGUUUGGCAUCUUGCACAAAUCCUGCAGUAUUGCACAUGCAGAGAGGAUGUUGACGACACUCUGUGGGCUCGUUUUGUAAUGUAAUGUAAUUGAAGUGUAGCAGUUUCAAGUUUCAAAGAAAGUAGCCUCAUCAUGCUGGUGUCAAUCUUUUGUGGACUAAUGUGCAAUUUGGUUCUCACUCCCUGGUUGAGACAACAAACACAGGACCUUUACUCAGGGGACCGCUGUUCAUGUCCCAAGUUUUUUUUUACUAAUGACGCUGUGUCAAGUGACACUUCGCCCGUAGCUUAUGUUUCUCUACAUGCAUAUUUAUUUUUAUUAAAGCCUACUUUAUUUUAUUGUUUAAAACCUUAAUGCCACCAUUUCACAGCGUGAACUAUGACGUAACCACUUCUCGACUUUAACCUUGUGUUACAUGUUAACCGCGACGUUUCACAACAUUAACCACGUGUUUCAAUGCUAACCGUGACCACUUCACGACGUUAACCUUGUGUUACAAUGUUAACCGCAAGCAUUUCCCAACGAUAACUACGCACAAACCUGCAGCCUCAAAAUACUACGCAACCGGCACUGCAGACGCUGGGGGCUUCUGCCCAAGCAGCAUAUCAUGAGAAAUAGGGCUGAGAUACCGUCGAAUGCGCUCAGACUUGUCAAAAUGUACAUUCAUCUUUAUUUCACGGUGGGUUGUCUUUCAGUCAUUUUUUUACCAUUUUCUGCUGUCAGAAGGUACCAAAACUAUCUGAAAUGUGUGCUGAUGACGGAUGAGAAAGCUGUAUUUUAGAAUAGUUGCUGGGCUGACUCAUUCCACCAGAAUGAAUACACAGAAGUCCCUGUGGGCCUGCUGAAGGUGUCCCCCAUCACUUUACCUAACAAGGGUCGAAGGGAAGGUCUCGGGUACACGGUAGCUCAGUCCCGCCGUGACUUUCUUCAGGAGUUUGACGUGAUGAACGUUCUCCGUUCCCCCUCCCAGGUUUCCAGUUUGAAGGGUUGAACGUAGCGCUGAUGUGAUUAAUCACGCCUGGCUAAUGCUGCUAAUGCUCAAUGUAUCUUAUUACUUUCUUUCUCUCUCCAGCCAUUUGGAGGAGGUGGUGUUCGACUGCGGCUGUGAGAUCCGCUGGCUGCAGCUAUGGCAACAGAGAGGAGAGGCGUGGCUGAGCAGCCAACAGUUGUACUGUGCUGACGGCGACACCAAGAUACUGCUGCAGGAUAUGAACAUUAGCAGUUGUGACAUGCCAGACAUCAGCGUCAGCCACAGCAACCUCACUGUUGUCGAGGGUGACCGAGUGACGGCGAUCUGCAAUGGCUCUGGAUCCCCGUUACCCGAGGUGGACUGGCCCGUGAAUGGCUUGCACUCCAUAAAUGCGCAAGAGGCCAGAGUCUACGACAACAACAGCAUCCACUCCAUCAACAUAACGCUGGUCAAUGUGAGUCGAGAAGACAACAACUUCCUGCUGACCUGCACUGCCACCAACAUCGUGGGCAUGACCAACGCUUCCGUCCAGCUAACUGUUCACUUUCCUCCCUCCAUCGUGAAGCUGAAAGAGCCCGAACGCCGCCAUGACACCUGCAUAGAGUUCACUGUUCGAGGGUCGCCCCACCCGACGUUGCAGUGGUUCUACAGAGACAAGGAAGUAUCCCACACUGAGUAUGUGCGUCCUGAUAUGGAUAUUUACCAGGACUACAUAGAGGGCUGCCUGACCUUUAAGAACCCAACGCACCACAACAAUGGCAACUACACUCUGACGGCCAGCAACUACCUGGGAGUGGCCACCAGUAGUGUGUACGGGCACUUCCUCGACAAGCCCUUUGAUGGCCCAGACACAGAUUAUGAUUAUGUGACCCCGACAGCAGAGACUCACAAACCAGAGGAAGAUCAUUUUGGGGUCUCCAUAGCAGUAGGCCUGGCAGGGUUUGCCUGUGUGAUGCUCGUGGUUCUCUUCCUUCUCAUCAACAAAUACGGACGACGCUCCAAGUUUGGCAUGAAAGGUAAGAAGUGUCUCUAAAUCUAUUUGUUCCGUCUUCUCGAAGAUGUCUUGAAUCAGGCUCUUAGUGUGCGACACUGCUCUUGAAUGCCGCUUAAAGGAGCGAAUCGUGGACGGAAAGGCUGAAUCCGUCUGCUUUGCCAAUAUCUUUGUCGUAUUCAUACUUUGUUUGGUGGACUGAAUGGAAGGAUGAAGGAGUUACGAGUGACUGAAAGGAAAGAUUGCAAAAUAAUUAAAAGCUUGAAAGAUUGAAAGAUGAAAAGCACGAAGGGAGGAAGGACGUAGGGACAAAGAGAAGGGUGUGGGGAGGAAAGGAGGUCUCACUCAUAGCUUUGCGAACAUGGAAAGCAUAAUUUGAACCAACAAUAGUCCAGUAGGAGGAAAGGUAAGGCAAAAUGAUGGAAGGACAGAAAGAGGAAGGCAACAAAAGAAAGAAGGAAACAAGGAUGUUUUGGACGUUUGCUUUAUUUUUUUACUUUCUGUUUCCUAAUGGCCUUUCUUUCCACCAUGUUUCUGUCUCUCUGUGUGUUCCAGUCUUUGGUGUGGACUUGCGUCUAUGUCCUCACAUCCGUCUAAGCUUUCAAUAUGAAAAAGAGGAUGAAACCGCUUUAAGGAUUUACGCUCACCUGAAGGCAGAGUUGCUUGGAUCAGAGUUGAAUGUAUUAUCUAAUGAUGAACAACACAGGCCCUGCUCGGGUCAGCUAGUUUCUCUUUGAGGAGUUGUGUUGGUGUGAGCUGGAUUUAUUAAAGUCCACUGAAGUAAAGGAUUAAGCAUGGGGGUGUUUUUACAUCUCUCUCUCUUGCUCUGUCUGCUUGGUUUUAAGUCAUAAUGUUUGUCGCCAUAUACAGAAGCCGGUUCAUACUAUGGGUCAUCGGUUUUAGGCGCACCAUAAUGACAUCACAGCUUAUAACUGUAUCUUGGUAUCCUGAGAAAAUAAAAACUGCUCAUAUUUAAGAAAAAGUCUUAAAGGAGACAUAUGGUGUUUCUACCAGAACAUUUUCAGAUACUUUAAUCUUUAAACAACUCUUCUUAUUCUCAUACUUACUGUCUGAAUGUACUUGUAUUCACCCUCUGUCUGAAACGUUCUGUUUUUAGCGUCUGUCUCUUUAAGCCCCAAAAAGCCCAGUCUGCUCUGACUGGUCAGUGUUUUUCCGCAUCUUGGCUGUCUCGCUAUAUUACACUUUCUUUCCAUUCUAUACAAACAAAAGAUAGAACUAUAAACACCAUAUUGAAAACUCAAAUCUAAUGUAUUAACAAAAAGACUCCAAAUAGCUCAACAUUAGCACAAUUCCAUUGUCUUCACUCAAAUAGAAAUUCUAACUAAACCAAGACUGACAUCUGAAGGAUUUAACCGCACAUUGAAACAGCAGUCACAGCUUGAAAAGUAGAAAGUUAAAUUGACUGAUAUUCCAACCUGCAUUUCACAGAAAUGGUACACUACAAACAAUGCGAGAGCUUUCUGACUUGUGUGAAAUACACAUUUGAAAGUUAGAAUGAAAGCUCUUAAGGCUCGGAGAAAGACUACUUGGAUUCUUUUUUACGUUAGUAAACUGAAUAGUGCCUCUUAGAAAUCCAAACCAAAGAAUUCUCAAGUAGCGACCAAGGCCUCAAAUGCAAAGACAAAAAAUGAAGGGCAGAUUUAGAUGCACAUCGCAAUGAAACGGGAUGAUUCUUACUAAUAAUGUUCUUCCUCAGAGGCUGAAGGAAUAUUUAAAUGGCAUUUUGCAGUCUCCAGGUUUUUUUUCGGGCGCCUUCAUUAAUUAUUUAAAUCUUCCGCCACACCAGAAUCUAACGUAAUUGACCUUCACACUGAUGAGCUGCUCCACACAUUCUCCAUGUCAUACAAUGAGAUCUCUUCCUGGUUCUCUCCCGUUUUUACUGAAAGCAGACAUCCGUACCACGUCUCCAAAUUAAUCAAAGAAACCGUGACCUUUCAGCCAGGAGAGCGUGAAACAAGAAGUCAGUGUUGAUGUAUUUGUUACGUAACUUGUGUACUUCAGUAAUGGCACUUCCGUAGACAUUUUAACCCAAACCUAACAAAGUAAGUUUGUUACCUAAACUUAAAUAAGUAGUCGUCGUUGCCAAAAUCUGACUAAUUUAUUUCUUGUGAAUACGUAACUUUAUUUUGAAAAGACUGUAUGCAUGUAACGAGCGGAAAUUGACACGUGUUGGUGGCUUUUGGUGGAAAAUGUACGAACAACGACAAUACGUUUUUCCAUGAUAUCAUACAAACAGUUGUAUUGCCAUACGUUAAGGUGGGAAACGUAGGACUCACUACAUUUUGGUUGCCCAAAACAGGUCGUUUUUGUUGUGGUUUGCUGCCACUUUUUUCCAUUAUUGUUGUUAGGCAACCACCGAAUAAAGUAAAUUACUGAAGAAAUAUAAGAGUAUUAUGAUGGACAUUUUUUUUCAAAAUAUACUUUAAAGCCCCGCUCUCUUUUGCUCUUAAUUCAAUUCAAUGUUUCUUUAUUGCCAUUAAAGUUUCAAUGAGUAUUUUGUUUGUAUUUCAAAUGUUAGAGUUUUAAUUUAGAAUUUAAGAUGACAGGUUAUUCCAUUGAAUGUUUUACAUUUUAGGAGGAAGUGCAUCUCUCUCUCUCUCUUUCUGUUUCCCUCUGUCUCUCUUUAACACA